This is a messenger RNA of Peromyscus maniculatus bairdii (prairie deer mouse), 1600 nucleotides long. RefSeq names its product proteasome 26S subunit, non-ATPase 11 (gene Psmd11). The record is from RefSeq and is a predicted model, not a curated record. Lineage: Eukaryota; Metazoa; Chordata; Mammalia; Rodentia; Cricetidae. Gene Ontology annotation, molecular function: protein binding.
CGAGGGCGGGCCUUCCGGGUGUGUGCUUCCGGCGUCGGCGGCCGCGGCCGGGGACGGUGUGAGAGCGGUAAGAUGGCGGCCGCAGCGGUGGUAGAGUUCCAGAGAGCUCAGUCUCUACUCAGCACCGACCGGGAGGCCUCCAUCGACAUCCUCCACUCCAUCGUGAAACGUGACAUUCAGGAAAAUGAUGAGGAGGCAGUCCAGGUCAAAGAGCAGAGCAUCCUUGAACUGGGGUCUCUUCUGGCGAAGACUGGACAAGCUGCUGAGCUUGGAGGACUCCUGAAGUAUGUACGACCUUUCUUGAAUUCUAUCAGUAAGGCUAAAGCAGCUCGCCUGGUCCGAUCUCUCCUUGAUCUGUUUCUUGAUAUGGAAGCAGCUACAGGGCAGGAGGUCGAGCUAUGUUUAGAGUGCAUCGAAUGGGCCAAAUCAGAGAAAAGAACUUUCUUACGCCAAGCAUUGGAGGCAAGGCUGGUGUCUUUGUAUUUUGAUACUAAGAGGUACCAGGAAGCAUUGCAUUUGGGUUCUCAGCUGCUACGGGAGUUGAAAAAGAUGGAUGAUAAAGCCCUCUUGGUGGAAGUACAGCUUUUAGAAAGCAAAACAUACCAUGCUUUGAGUAAUCUGCCGAAAGCCCGAGCUGCCUUAACCUCUGCUCGAACCACAGCCAAUGCCAUCUACUGCCCCCCUAAAUUGCAGGCAACCUUGGACAUGCAGUCAGGCAUUAUUCAUGCAGCAGAGGAGAAGGACUGGAAAACUGCUUACUCAUACUUCUAUGAGGCAUUUGAAGGCUAUGACUCCAUUGAUAGCCCCAAGGCUAUCACAUCUCUGAAGUACAUGUUGUUGUGCAAAAUCAUGCUCAACACCCCAGAAGAUGUCCAGGCUUUGGUGAGCGGAAAGCUUGCACUUCGGUAUGCAGGGAGGCAGACAGAAGCAUUGAAAUGUGUGGCUCAAGCUAGCAAAAACAGAUCACUGGCAGAUUUUGAAAAGGCCUUGACAGACUACCGGGCAGAGCUCCGGGAUGACCCAAUCAUCAGCACACACUUGGCCAAGUUGUAUGAUAACUUACUGGAACAGAAUCUGAUCCGGGUCAUUGAACCUUUUUCCCGAGUACAGAUUGAGCACAUAUCUAGCCUCAUCAAACUCUCCAAGGCCGACGUGGAAAGAAAAUUAUCACAGAUGAUUCUUGACAAGAAGUUUCAUGGGAUUUUGGACCAGGGGGAAGGCGUCCUUAUCAUUUUCGAUGAGCCCCCCGUAGAUAAAACUUACGAGGCCGCCCUGGAAACCAUUCAGAACAUGAGUAGAGUAGUGGACUCCCUCUACAGCAAAGCCAAGAAGCUGACAUAGGAGAGUUGGAUCUGUAGCGGUCCUUUGGAGAGUGUGUGUGGCAGGAGAGUGACCCUUGGGGAGAUGCUAGGAGAUUCUUUUCUUUCUGUUCUACUUUUCGCUCGGAAAGUUUUUAACCUUCAUUGGUGCAUCUGUAUCCAGCGAUAGGCGGCCAGUUCUCAUGUAAUCAGCACUGGCCAACAUGGGAGUGGGGAAAUUGCUUAAAAAAAAGAAAAAAGAAAAAAAAAGAUUCUAAAUAAAAGGAAAAAGGCUUACACUA